Cryptococcus amylolentus CBS 6039 is the source of this 2431-nucleotide messenger RNA. RefSeq lists its product as hypothetical. The transcript has 13 exons. The record is from RefSeq and is a predicted model, not a curated record. Gene Ontology annotation, molecular function: ATP binding; ATP hydrolysis activity. The coding region runs from base 1 to 2118 and encodes 705 amino acids. NCBI's taxonomy places the organism in Eukaryota, Fungi, Basidiomycota, Tremellomycetes, Tremellales, Cryptococcaceae.
AUGCCAUCACAACAAGUACUGAAUAAGUUUGCGCACAUAGAAGCGCGCGCCCAGCAAUCCCGAUUCCACGCCGCAACCCUCAACUCUACUUCUGCUCUCGAUAUCGACUUGCAGGAUGUUGACUUGACUGUCGGGGAAAGAGAGCUGGUGAGUGGGGCGAGGGUACAUUUGAAAAGUGAGGUCAAGUAUGGUUUGGUGGGACGAAAUGGGACUGGGAAAUCAACACUGUUAGUCGCCAUUGCCGAACGCAUGAUCCCGGGUAUCCCUCCAUCCAUCCGGAUCGUACACGUCUCGCAGCUCGAAGAAGCAGAUGCCACACCCGUCUCCGAGCAUGUACCAGUCAUCCGACAUGUCCUCGAUUCGCAUCUAGAGCUCAAGAGUCUCUUGGAUGAACAAACAUUAUUGGAGCGAGCUCAAGAUGCAGGGCACGAAGAAGAAUCCCAAAAGCUCCUCAACCAGGUACUGCUUCAGCGCGCUGAAAGGUCGUUGGUGGAAUCGCAAUCUGUCGCUUUGAGAAGGUCGGGGGCGAGAGGCAAAAAGGCGCGAGAGGCGGAGAUUGCAGCUGAAGAGGCUCUCGAAGCGACCAAACGCAAAUUCGAAACCAAUACUGUCGAGCCUGACGCUUCCCUCAAAAUCACAUCACUCCUCUCCGACGUACAACUCAGCCUCGAAUUCAUCGGCGCCGACACGAUCGAGAGUAGGACUCGGGGUAUUCUAAGAGGUUUGGGGUUUUCGGAUGAGAUGAUCGAUGGGCCUUUCGGCUCUCUCUCCGGCGGGUGGAGGUCGAGGUGUAGGUUGGCUCUGGCGUUGCUGAUCCCUAGUGAUGUGCUCUUGUUGGACGAGCCUUCAAACUUCCUCGACCUGGAAUCGAGUAUAUGGCUCCAACACCACCUCCGCUCCCUCGACCAGACCAUCGUCAUAGUAUCCCAUGACCGUUCUUUCCUCGACGCGGUCUCGGACGAGACCAUGAUCAUCCGGCAGAACAAGCUGGAGUAUUUCCCGGGCACGCCGACAGAGAAGGAAGAGGCCGAGAGAAAGGAGAGGCUGGGAAAGGUCAGGCAGCAGGCGGCGUUGGAUAAGAAGAAAGAGCAUAUCGAAGCUAGUAUAGCGCAAGGCCAAAAAUCAGCCAAAAAGACUGGCGAUGAUAACCGCCUCCGCAUGGUCAAAUCCCGCUCCAAAAAACUCAACGACCGCUGGGGAAACGAAACGUCCGCCAAAGGCACCCGCUUCAAACUCAACCGCGACCUCGCUGGACACCAUUUCUCCAACCGGGAUGCUAUCGAGAUUCAACAAGAAGAACCUGAAGUGCGGAUCAAGCUGCCUGAGGCGGCGGGGGUGAGAGGUGGGCAUGUGGGGAGUUUGCUCAGUCUGGAAGGGGUCGAAGUUGGGUUUGGGAAGGGGAAGGGGAGAAAGGUGGUGUUGGAGGGGGCGGAUUUGGUGAUGGGGUAUGGGGAGACGGUGGUGCUUGUUGGACGGAAUGGACAAGGAAAGUCGACAUUGGCAAAGCUCAUUCUUGGCGAGCUUCAGCCAACAAGGGGCACUGUCAAAAGACAUCCUGCUCUCAAGACUGGAUACUUUGACCAGCACACGGUCGAGUCCUUGCCGACCCUUGACAACAUCACAUCACUUCAAAUCUUCCUCGACCGUUUCAAAGAUAGCGCCACUCCAGUGACGGAGCAAAGCGCACGGCGGAUACUGGGAGGGUUCGGGCUCGGCGGAAGAUUGGCGAGCCAUACGCCAGUGAAGCUGCUGUCUGGGGGUCAAAAGGUUCGUCUGGCUCUGGCUUUGCUCUUCCAUGAUCCACCAAACUUCUUGAUCUUGGAUGAAGUUUCGACGCAUCUCGAUUUCUCCACCAUCAAGGCGCUGAGUCGAGAGCUGAGAAAGUGGCAAGGAGGUCUGCUUCUCGUCACGCAUGACAGAUACUUUUGCAAUGUCAUAACCGGCAACGUCUUCAUAGACUCGGAAGACGAAUCCCCACCCAUCGCCUCGGACGAUGAAUGCUCUUCCUCUCCGCCCAGGGUAUAUCUUCUUCGGAAGAAGGGUAUGAGGCUGUUGGAAGGUGGGAUGGACGAGUAUGAGAGUAUCAUUGAGAGACGGUUGUUGAAGAGAGGGAUUUAGUUCGAGUGAGGGGUUUGGUGCAGAAAUGUAGUAACCGGUCGCGGGAUGUGCUGUAUGUAAAUUAAGACGACUGUAGAGCGUUUUCAUAUGUAACCUUGUUGUACCCUCUGUGAAUGUAUGGCAUCUAUGUGUGCCACAGCGCACACCUUUGUCUAAAGCGAGCGCGCUCGGUCCACCCCGCCCUAUCUCCUUAUCACGACGCAUUGGCCAUGAUGCCGCCCACACAACAGUCCUCCGCGUCAGGACCUCUUCGGGCCUCUCAACUACUUAAUAUGGUAGGCCCACUGGUGAGAGGAAGCAUUCGUGUAGGGAU